AUGAACGAGUGGAACUUAGACCUGGAAAACUAUAUUCGUGCACCCUCCAAUCGAUGUUGCAGAACUCGAAGAACACCGACCGACGGAGUGGCCGUAACUGGAGCCUCCGCUUCCAGGAAACUCGUCGGGGCGGAGAGGUCGUCAUCUGAGAUGGACUCGGAGAAGACACACUUAGUGAUACCGCCAGAACCUGUACCAGAGAAAGAGACGGAAGCUAGCACGUUGGCACUGCCGAAGAAAUGGUUGAAGAGUGAGAGCGCGACGAAAGCUGUGACGGGGAUGCUUGCUGGACGGAGAAUGUGUCGACAUCGGAGAGUGGGUGGCCGAGAUCGUGGACGAUGCUGGGGAAGGCACACCAAGGAAUUGCGCAUUGCCGGAAUAUUGGUGUACGGAUAA
Molecule: messenger RNA, 396 nt
Organism: Striga asiatica
Lineage: Eukaryota; Viridiplantae; Streptophyta; Magnoliopsida; Lamiales; Orobanchaceae
Source: the annotation of a GenBank genome assembly